This is a messenger RNA of Tachyglossus aculeatus (Australian echidna), 2425 nucleotides long. Its product is annotated as ubiquinol-cytochrome-c reductase complex assembly factor 1. The record is from RefSeq and is a predicted model, not a curated record. Gene Ontology annotation, biological process: mitochondrial respiratory chain complex III assembly. The coding region runs from base 19 to 834 and encodes 271 amino acids. The transcript has 9 exons. Gene Ontology annotation, cellular component: mitochondrion. NCBI's taxonomy places the organism in Eukaryota, Metazoa, Chordata, Mammalia, Monotremata, Tachyglossidae.
AGUGCUUCCGGAGGCAAGAUGGCGGCGCUGGCCCGAGUCCUUAAGAGUCGCCCUUUGGCCACCUUGCAGGUGGCCACCUGCGGCAGGCACCUGGCCCUGAGGACGCCCCUCUCCCCGGCGGGACUAUGGAGUAGACCCCUCUGGCUGCCACCUCAGCUCCUCGCCACCCAGGACUCGGUGCGGCCCUCGGAGGAGAAGGUGGGCCCGCUGACCAAGAUCAUCGAAGCCAUGGGCUUCACGGGCCCCCUCAAGUACAGCCGAUGGAAGAUUAAGAUCGCCGCCCUGCGCAUGUACACGAGCUGCGUUGAGAGAACGGACUUCGAGGAAUUCUUCCUGCGGUGUCAGAUGCCGGACACGUUCAACUCCUGGUUCCUGAUCACCCUGCUGCACGUCUGGAUGUGCCUGGUCCGGAUGAAGCAGGAAGGCCGGGCCGGGAAGUAUAUGUGCCGUACCAUCGUCCACUUCAUGUGGGAGGACGUGGAGCAGCGCGGCCGAGUCAUGGGGGUCAACUCGUACCUCCUGAAGAAGAGCAUGCUGGUCAUGACGGACAGCUUCUACGCGUCCGUCCUGGGCUACGACGAGGGCAUCCUGUCGGACGACCACGGGCUGGCCGCGGCCCUCUGGAGGGCCUUCUUCAACCAGAAGUGCGAGGACCCCCGGCAACUGGAGCUACUGGUGGAGUACGUGCGCAAACAGGUCCAGUAUUUGGACUCCAUGAGCGGGGAGGACCUGCUGCUGACCGGAGAGGUCAUCUGGAGACCCCUGAUGGAGAAGGAUCCGCGGAGCGUCCUCAAGCCCACCGCCCCGCCGGCCUACAACGACGAGGGGCUGUGAGGAGGAGCCGCCGGCGGACCGCCUUCCGGAGCCCCCCGCCCCGGCGGGUCCCCUGCUCCGUCCUGGGAAACCGCAGCAACCCCGGAGACUCCGGCCCGAUCGGAGAGGGCCGUGGGGGUUCGCCCUUGACUCUCCCGCGAGGCGGGAUGGGGGUGUCGUCCCCCACGGCCGGGACAUUAAAGGAUCACUGUUGAUCGGACGCAGCCUCUGGGCCUCCGCCACUCCAGCGCGGCCACGGCACGCCGACCCCCGCGCCGAGAGGGGACUCUCCCUCCGUCCAUCCCUCCCUUCCCCUCUCCCUCCCGCCCUCCACGUCCGACCGGAAGCGGGUGGACUGGGUUUCGAGAGCCCGGGCCGGCCCGGGUGAGGGCACGUGGGCCCUCCUCUCCGCCGCCGGCGGAGGAGCGGAGCCCCCCGGGCCGGUUCUCUCCUCCCUGCUCCCUGGGCCACGUCCCACCUGCCUAAACCUGGGGCUCCCCGGUGCCCCGCGCCCCACAGACACACUCAGCUGCACCAGGGGAUCCCCCCCGGGCAGAGGCGGGGGCACCAGGAAGAGGCGGUGAUACCGCAGGGGCAGAGACGGGCACCGUAGGGCCCCUCUGGGAGGAGGCAGGGACAGAGGUGGGCACCGCAGUCUCUCUGGGGAGAGACGGCGGCACUUGGGGGUCUCUCUGGAGCAGAGACGGGGCUCCACGGGGUUUCUCCGGAGCAGAGACCCUCUGGGAAGACGAGAGCACCGCCAGGUCAGAGACAGGGCGCCGCAGGGCCCCUUUGGCCAGAUUUGGGAAUCAUCGUGGGGUCCCUCCGGGCAGAGGUGGGAAUGCCGCAGGGCCCCUUUGGCCAGAUUUGGGAAUCAUCGUGGGGUCCCUCUGGGCAGAGAGGGGAAUGCAGCAGGGCCCCUUUGGGCAGAUUUGGGAAUCAUCGUGGGGUCCCUCUGGGCGGAGAUGGGAAUGCCGCAGGGCCCCUUUGGCCAGAUUUGGGAAUCAUCGUGGGGUCCCUCUGGGCAGAGAGGGGAAUGCCGCAGGGCCCCUUUGGCCAGAUUUGGGAAUCAUCGUGGGGUCCCUCUGGGCAGAGAGGGGAAUGCCGCAGGGCCCUUCUGGCCAGAUUUGGGAAUCAUCAUGGGGUCCCUCUGGGCAGAGAGGGGGAUGCCGCAGGGCCCCUUUGGCCAGAUUUGGGAAUCAUUGUGGGGUCCCGCUGGGCAGAGGUGGGAAUGCCGCAGGGCCCCUUUGGCCAGAUUUUGGAAUCAUCGUGGGGUCCCUCCGGGCAGAGAUGGGAAUGCCGCAGGGCCCCUCUAGUCGGAGACGGAGCAUCGCGGGGUCGCUCCGGCCAGAGAUGUGGGCACCGCGGGUUCCUCUGGGCAGAGAUGGUGGGGGCCACCCCGGCGCGUCUUCACAGCCCCCGUCCCCCCCGCGACUCCGUGCCCGGGUCGGAGCCAGUCACGCCUAGAAACCCCGUCCGUCCGUCCGUCCGUCGGGCCGCCGUCCUGUGCAAACAUUACAAACCAAACAGCUUCGCUCUCCGUUUACUCAAGAUGGUUUUGUGGCAGGGCCGGGCCGGCCGAGCGGAGGGGCGCGGGGCCGAGGGGCCGAGG